AUGGGAAGAAUGCGCCUAUGGGCAAGCAGCUUCGGACUCUGGCUGGCCGCGCCGGGAGUGUCUAUUCAUCUUAUCCAGCCGGCCAAUUUCUAUCGCGGUAUGGUAUCACCAGCACUCGGAGUACUUUGUGGCCAGGCCAAGUGGGGGCCACUAACAGUGGAGCCAUCGAUUCGCCACUUUAUUAUUAGCUUCCCGAGACAUUGUUUUGUUAUGAUUCGGUAUCCACCGGUACCUGAAGCCAAGACGAGAAUUGAGUUUUCAGGCAUGAGGUCCAGCGCAUUCAUCUUGGAAGUCAAAGAACAAGAACAAGAAUGA
Aspergillus vadensis CBS 113365 is the source of this 315-nucleotide messenger RNA. RefSeq lists its product as uncharacterized. The record is from RefSeq and is a predicted model, not a curated record. The coding region runs from base 1 to 315 and encodes 104 amino acids. The transcript is spliced from 3 exons. NCBI's taxonomy places the organism in Eukaryota, Fungi, Ascomycota, Eurotiomycetes, Eurotiales, Aspergillaceae.